CGCCGCGUCCGCCCGGGAGUCCCGCAGCGUCCUGCCCGCGUGCUCUCCGCCGCCUCCCGGCGUCCACGCAGUCGCCGGAGCUCCGCGCGCAACUAUGGCUCAGCACUUCUCCCUGGCCGCCUGCGACGUGGUCGGCUUCGACCUGGACCACACUCUGUGUCGCUACAACCUGCCCGAGAGCGCCCGGCUCAUUUACAAUAGCUUUGCUCAGUUCCUGGUCAAGGAGAAAGGGUAUGACAAGGGAUUGCUCAUGGUGACCCCCGAGGAUUGGGAUUUCUGUUGCAAGGGCUUGGCACUGGAUCUGGAAGAUGGGAACUUCAUUAAACUCGCAGAUAACGGCACCGUGCUCAGGGCCAGCCACGGCACAAAGAUGCUGUCUCCGGAGGCGCUGGCGGAGGAGUUUGGCAGGAAGGAGUGGAAGCACUUCAUGCCCGACACGGGAAUGGCCUUCCGGUCAGGAAAAUACUACUUUUAUGAUAACUACUUUGACCUGCCUGGAGCUCUUCUAUGUGCCAGAGUAGUAGACUCUUUAACAAAGCAGAACAAUGGUCAAAAACCAUUUGAUUUUUGGAAGGACAUAGUCGCUGGUAUACAACAUAAUUAUAAAAUGUCAGCUUUUAAAGAAAACUGUGGAAUAUAUUUUCCAGAAAUAAAAAGAGAUCCAGGCAAAUAUUUACACACUUGUCCAGAAUCAGUAAAAAAGUGGCUUCGACAGCUAAAGAAUGCUGGCAAAAUCCUUAUGUUAAUUACCAGUUCUCACAGUGAUUACUGUAGACUCCUCUGUGAAUAUAUCCUUGGGAAUGAUUUUGAAGAUCUUUUUGACAUUGUGAUUACAAAUGCAUUGAAGCCUGGUUUCUUCUCUCAUUUACCAAGUCAGAGGCCUUUCCGUACACUUGAGAAGGAUGAGGAGCGGGAGGCCCUGCCUUCUCUGGAUAAACCUGGCUGGUACUCCCAAGGGAAUGCUGUCCACCUUUAUGAACUUCUGAAGAAAAUGACUGGCAAACCUGAACCCAAGGUUGUAUACUUUGGUGACAGCAUGCAUUCAGAUAUUUUCCCAGCCCGUCAUUAUAGUAACUGGGAGACAGUCCUUAUCCUCGAAGAGCUCCGAGGGGACAAAGACAGGAAGCCUGAGGAGUCAGAACCUGAAGAGAAAAAAGGCAAAUAUGAGGGAUCAAAGGCAAAGCCUCUAAAUACAUCAUCUAAAAAAUGGGGGUCUUUUUUUAUUGAUUCAGUUUCUGGACUGGAAAAUACAGAAGAUUCCUUGGUUUAUACAUGGUCUUGUAAGCGAAUCAGUGCUUACAGCACUAUUGCAAUUCCAAGUAUUGAAGCAAUAGCAGAAUUACCCCUGGACUACAAAUUUACAAGGUUCUCUUCAAAUAAUUCAAAAACAGCAGGCUAUUAUCCAAACCCUCCAUUGGUCUUAUCAAAUGCUGGAAAACUGACAGCCAAAUAAAUGAUCUUUACCAAAAAAUGAAGUGAAAAACAGUAUAUGCAGCAAAUGUACUGUAAAAAUGUUCAUUUUCAAAAACUACUGUAAAAUGCUUUAUAGAAACAAAAUUAUUAAUGAAACGUGACCAAGAAAUUGGUAUGUUUUCCAUAGGUCUCCUUUCUAUAGAGAUUAUCUUGAUACCCAACAACACUCAUUAUGUUAAAAUCUCAGUAUCUUAGAGUUGAAAAGAAUCUUAUUAAUAUUUUCUAUACUAGUAGUUCUGAAAUUAGAAUUCCCUGGGGCUAUAUAUACACAUACACAUACAUACAUAAAUGUACACAUGCAUAUUUACACAUUUACCUAGACCUGUGGCCCUCAAAGUGUGGUCCCCAAACCACUAGCAUAGCCACACAUGCAAACUUGAUAGAAAUGUAAAUUUGCACACCCCAUCCUAGACCUACAGAAUCAGAAAAUCUGGGACUGUGACCCAGCAAUCUGUGUUUAAUUAUAGUAUGACUCACACAAAAGUUUAAGAACCAGUGGCUAGACUAUAACCUCCAGACAUUGGUUUAAUUGGUCUGGGGAUACAGAUGAACACUGAAAUCUUUAAUAUGUCCCAGGAAAAUGCAGCCAAAAUUGAGAAUAACUGAUCUACACCUGUUGUUUCAAUUUAUAGUCAAAAACACCAAGUCUAGUAAGAUUAAAUUAUUAUUCCAAACUAUCAGAUUUUAUGCUGUUUUCCUGGUUUCCAAAACAAGGAGAUAGACAUGAUGUCUUCUGAGACCAUGCAGCCAUGAUGGGACCUGGGUGAUAAAAGAAGCCAACUAUUUCAGCCUCAAAGUAUUAAUCAUUAGGGUUUGUUUUUUUUCCCUCCCUGUUUUCUUCAUUUUCCUCCCUAGUGUCUACUUCACUUUUCAUUCACUUUAAGUCAUGUAUUCUCAGAGGGGCAAAAAUUGGUUCUUGGUAUAAAAAAAUCUUAACGCAGUGGAUUAUGGUUCUCCAUAUCUCUACACAAUAAAAUCUUAUUCCUUAGUAUUUCUCUCAUUAGGGAGAAAUGUAAUUUAAAGCUAAAUUUAUUAAAUAUAUUUUUUCUUCUAGGGCACGGGGCAGUGAUAAUGAAAAAAGAGGUUGAAAAGAAUUAUUUUUUAAAGGUUUUAUAGAUGUACUGCAGUCCAGGAUUAUUGUGUUCUAUGUGCUACAUGUAGUCAUAUUAGUAGCGGUUUGUUGCAAGAUGUUUGAACCCAGAUAAUGUUUACAGUAUAAAUGCCUGGCUACUCUUUAUGCUGUAAUUUCACUCUGUCCAUUAUGGAUAGAAUCAGAAAACACUGGUCACCAUCAUUUUACUUGGUUUGUAGCCAAGAGUUUAACAUGUUGAUAGAUGCAAUGAAAAGAUAAAUAUUUUGUUAAAUUUUUAAAUGCUCAAAUAAUCCCAAAUAUAUUGUGGGAUUGAAUAUCUCAGGGUAGGUAAACAGUUACUGAAUUUUUUUCUCUCAAAGCCAGUAGCUUUCUUCAAUAUCUGUUAAUAAAUGUUAAUGUCUUUGAAAUUGACUUCCAAAAUCUCAUUGGAAUAUAAUAAAGAGCAUGUACAAUCAAGCUUAGGGCUCAAGUGAAAGAUGCUGUUUUCAUGUAUACUUUCAUGUAGACCUUUGAUUUCUUUUAAAAAUAAAGCUAUUUUUCCUUA
Odocoileus virginianus texanus is the source of this 3110-nucleotide messenger RNA. RefSeq names its product 5'-nucleotidase domain containing 1 (gene NT5DC1). The record is from RefSeq and is a predicted model, not a curated record. NCBI's taxonomy places the organism in Eukaryota, Metazoa, Chordata, Mammalia, Artiodactyla, Cervidae. Gene Ontology annotation, molecular function: 5'-nucleotidase activity.